Molecule: messenger RNA, 1707 nt
Organism: Trematosphaeria pertusa
Lineage: Eukaryota; Fungi; Ascomycota; Dothideomycetes; Pleosporales; Trematosphaeriaceae
Exons: 4
Coding region: 1-1707 (568 amino acids)
Biological process (GO): regulation of gene expression
Cellular component (GO): cytoplasm; nucleus
Molecular function (GO): mRNA binding
Source: RefSeq, a predicted model, not a curated record
AUGUCUGCCACUCCAGACAUUUCCGCAAUCCUUGCGGCUCUUGCCGCCAACCGUCCAGCUACCUCUACUCCCUCGCAGACUCCGCAGCAGCCGCUGCCCGCGCAGGCGCCGCCACCACAAGGUCUGCCCCCAGGUUUCCCCGGCGCGCUGCCAACGGGCGCCCCUCCGGGCAUACCCGGCUUCAGCCUCCCGCAGCCGACGGGCUCGGGCAGUGUUGACCUGAGCGGCAUCAAGCCCAUCAGCUCCGGCUCCGUUAGCAUACAGGAUGCGUUGGCGAAAGCGCGUGGCUUCGCGGCGCAGAAGGGUCUGAGCUACGACCCUCGUCCUGGUAGCCCUUACCUGUCUGAUCUCGGUGUCCCAGCAUCGACUUACACCUCGCCAGCUCAUUCAGAUGACCCGCGGCUGCGCGACCGCUCAUAUCGUGGUCGGUCACGGUCCCGGUCGCGAUCCCCGCCGCGACGUGAUAACAUGCGUGACAGUUACAACCCCUAUCGAGAGGAGCGACGUGCCCGUGGUGGUGGUGAUGCCUAUGGCCGGGAGCGCUCUCGCUCUCCUCCUAGACGCAAUCAAUUCUCUCCACCGCCCCGCGCCUAUGGCGGACGUGAUCGCUCUCCGCCUCCGAGUGACAAUUCAGAGGUGAUCCUGAUUGAUUCUUCUUUGGUCGGUCUUGUGAUCGGGCGCCAGGGCGAGAGCCUACGUCGCAUUGAACAGGAAUCGGGGACUAGGAUCCAAUUCAUCAAUGGUCCCAACAGCGGACCCCAGCGUGAGUGCCGCAUCACCGGCAGCCCAGGUGCUCGCAUUACCGCAAAACGAGAGAUCAACCGCAUCAUUGAGGAGAAUGGUGGUAAUCCUGCUCGUGAGACUGGCCGUAAUGCUCGCGCCAGCGUCAAAGCCGGUCAUCAGCCCGCUCUUCGAGAUGGUGAACAGUCGUCGCAGAUUAUGGUGCCUGAUCGCACCGUUGGUCUCAUCAUUGGCCGCGGAGGUGAGACGAUCCGUGACCUCCAAGAACGAAGUGGAUGCCAUGUCAACAUCGUCGGUGAGAACAAGAGCGUGAAUGGUUUGCGCCCUGUAAAUCUCAUCGGUAGCCCCACUGCCGCAGCCCGCGCGAAGGAACUUAUCAUGGAGAUUGUCGACAGUGACACCAGGGCAGCGGGAGAGGGCGCUCCACCAGCGAUACAGCAGCAACAACACAGCAGGCGUGAGAAUUUCGACCCUUAUAGCGCUGGCCCGAACAAGAUCAAUGACAGCAUCAUGGUUCCCUCGGAUGCCGUUGGUAUGAUCAUUGGCAAAGGCGGUGAGACCAUCAAGGACAUGCAGUCGACCACUGGGUGCAAGAUCAAUGUCUCCCAAGCCUCUGGUGCCGAUAUUGAGCGUGAGAUUGGCCUAGUUGGGACGCGUCAAGCCAUUGACGAUGCGAAGCGUGCUAUCUGGGACAAGGUGGAACAAGUGAAGGAAAAGAACGGAAGCAGGCGUGGUGGUGGUCGAGAUCACGGGAACUUCGACAACUACUCACAUCAACAGCAGCCAAGUUACGGCCAACCACCCAACCAGCCACCCAGUCAGCCAAACCCACCACAGCAACCACAAGAUGGUGCGGCCACUGAUCCAUACGCCAUCUAUGGCGGGUACCAGAACUAUAUUGCCAUGUGGUAUUCCUCGAUCGCACAGCAAGCAGGUCAGGGUGAUCAACGACCCCCGGGUGCUUAA